Molecule: messenger RNA, 2034 nt
Organism: Dufourea novaeangliae
Lineage: Eukaryota; Metazoa; Arthropoda; Insecta; Hymenoptera; Halictidae
Gene: Dok
Product: docking protein 3
Exons: 3
Coding region: 355-2034 (559 amino acids)
Biological process (GO): positive regulation of MAPK cascade; cell surface receptor protein tyrosine kinase signaling pathway
Cellular component (GO): cytoplasm
Source: RefSeq, a predicted model, not a curated record
AUGUGUCUGGGAAGCAUGCAGGAGAUACACGUCUCAUGUAUCACAUAGGCCUGAACGAUUUUUCUCCUUCGAAAAUCUGGUCAACGUUAACGGAGUCGGGCACCCAAACAUUUCGUGCAAUGUCAAGCACCGUACGAUAUGAUGGGCUAAAUGUCUCCGGAAAAACUGACAGAAGCAACGCGAACGUACAGGCUGAACGCGAGACCAGCAUAGGCGAACCAGUGAGAGGAAUAGCACGGCCGGAAAAAAGUGGGAGUGAAAGUGGAAAAAUCCAGUUUUUCGAAAUUGCACGAGUGACAGAGCCGCGCACCUAGUGCAACACCACACGAGGUCUGCUGAUGUUCCGCGGAAACGAUGGAGCCCGAGGAACCUCUGUUGCAAGGGAUCCUGUUGUUACCACCGCAGGGAAUGCUAGGCCAACUCAAGAAAACAUGGCACAAAAGGUUCUGCCAGCUGUUUAGAACUAGUAACUAUGGAAUCAAGCGUGUAGAAAUUUACGACAACCAGGAAGAAGCUGUUCUGCAGUUGCAUACUCCACGUAUUAUCACAUUAGAUGCAUGCAUUAAAAUUGCACCCAGUAACCAAUCACAUGUAUUUAUUGUUGUGACCAAGUCAGGAAUCCAUUAUUUCGGAUGUUACUCCGAACAAGAUAUGAGUCAUUGGAUUACUGCAUUUCAGUUAGUUGCGUUUAAAGACAGUGUGUCUAACCAGACAAUAGAAGAGAACAAUGAUCUAUAUUGUACCAGUGGAGAAGGAGUAUUUUCUGUUAGAGUCGUGGAGACAGAUGCAUCCAAAAGAUGUGGCCUAGAAAGUAGAAAUUAUACCCUUGUAGUAGCUGCGGCCGAUAUUAAAUUAAUGGAUGGGGAUGUAGUCCUGUUCAUUUGGCCAUACAAAUAUAUCAGAAGAUAUGGCUAUAAAGAUGGUAAAUUUAUUUUUGAAGCGGGUAGAAAAUGUGAAUCUGGAGAAGGUUCUUUUCGUUUGGAGCAUAGCAGCCAACAAGAAAUUUUUAGAUGCAUGUAUUCCAAGAUGAGGUCAAUGAAGAAACUAAUGAACGAAGAAAGCAGUCCAAGCAUCGAAUGCAAUGAUGCUCAAUACCAGGCAGCCUUGUCUAUGGAAGCUGGCUCCAGAGCAGCAUUACCUCCAUCCUCAAAUAGUUCUGCUAAUUUAAUUGAUAUUGACUUUUCAACCCCACAAAAUUCUCAGAAACAGUCAAGCUCGUCGUCGAAUCUGGAUAGUAGUUUAUCUAGUAAGCCUUCUACAUCUAUGCUGAAGUCUAAACCUGCAAAGCCACCAAGGAAAUAUGUCUUUCAAGGACUGCUGGAUAAGAAGAAUACAGAUUCUGAGUUGUCAGACAUAUCUGCGUGUGGAGAAUACAAUCGAGAUAAUUCGCCAGAAUUAUCCCAGAAAACAAUAGGAAGUUCUGUACUUGAUGAUGAAGAGAAACAUCCAUAUGAUUUAGUAGAAGUAAGAAACGAUGCUUGGAAAACGCAUGGUAUUGAUAACAUACAUCACACUGAACGAGCAAACUCGUUGUUACAUAGUGACAAAGAUAAAGAGAAUGACGAUGACUUUCAGUAUGAAACGAUGAUGCCUAUUCUGUCGUCUCAGAACUCAUUAAAAAGUAAGUCUAGUAUUUCCGAUAAUCCAAUAACUACGUCGACGAGUAAUCAUGUACCGUGUAAAUCUAAUGACGAAUCUGAGUAUGAUAAAUUAGAACAUUUUGGGUCUGCGAGUAAGAUUAAUCAGAAAGGUACAUAUAAAUUCGGGAAUUUUAGCAGUGCCUCACAGAAUUCACAUUCCAAUGUUUCCUUAAAUAGUUCUGUAGUUGACACUAAUACUGCAUGGUCUAAUUACGAUAUCGUCGAAGAUAUGUCUGCUGUUAGAUUAGCAGAUGAUAGUCAUCUUGGAUAUGGUGUUAUUAGAAAGAAAACAAAUCAAUCUGAGUCUGGCUCUGCCAGUAGCACAAUGGGUCCAAAACAUAAAGUCUUUAAUAAUAGUGAAUAUGCAAUCGUAUCAAAACCAAAAAGGGUAUAA